Molecule: messenger RNA, 951 nt
Organism: Phaedon cochleariae (mustard beetle)
Lineage: Eukaryota; Metazoa; Arthropoda; Insecta; Coleoptera; Chrysomelidae
Source: the annotation of a GenBank genome assembly
AUGCCAGACAUAUUCACCGCACAGAUCCAGCCACAUACCUACCUGUUGCAGAUGAUCGCGCGAACGAUGAAUUUCCAGACGCGCAGGAAUCUCCUGGAAACCAACCAGGAUGUUUGCAUGAACAGUUCUUGCGACUCGUUCAUAAUCAACACGAGGUUUUAUUUGGAAUACCUGAACUUGUACUACGUUCCGGUCAUCGUAGUGGUCGGUGUUGUAGGCAACUUCCUAUCGUUUCUGGUACUGCUGACGACUCACCUCAAGGUGCGGAGCUCUAGCUACUACCUAGCUGCACUCGCGGUGACCGACUCUGGGUACCUGGCUUGUAUUCUUCUGGUGUACUGCAGCUCCAAUGGAGUUGUCGACUGGUUCCACCAAGACGGGUUCUGCCAGCUGUGGGUGUACCUAACGUACGUGUGUUCGUUUUUGAGCGUGUGGUUCAUAGUGGCGUUCACUGUUGAGCGGUUUAUUGCGGUGCGGUACCCGCUCAGGAAACCGUACGUUUGCACCGUGUCCAGGGCAAAGAUGAUCGUGCUGAGUUUGACGUGUGUGGCUUUUUUAUUGCACUCUUACGUCUUUUGGAUCGCUAGCGUGGUGGACCAAAGGUGCCAUUUGAACCCGGAUUAUGUGGACUUGGCGGAGUAUGUCAAUUAUGUGGACACCAUUGUUACUUUCUUGGUGCCGGUAGUGCUUAUAGUCGGGAUGAAUGCUUUGAUAGCUCGCAGUUUGCUGCGUUUCAGGAAGAAUACGCAAAGAGGGGUUCUGGGUGGAAUAGUUAUGCUGUCGGAGAAUUGCGCAUUAUACGAGAUGAACAAUUCGCAGAGCACUAGUUCUACCAAAAAGUCAAAGGAAACCCAUAGCUCACCGGACCUGAACGUUGAAAGACUGAAGAAAAUCACGGUUAAGAAUAUUCACAGCAGAAGGAAUAGUCGUAUGAGUAAGCAUAAUGAAUAA